AUGUUGAAAUAGCAAGAGACAGUCAUUGAUGAUGGUUUGUUAUUUAAUAAUUAUAAAAGCUACUAAUUCUUAAAUAAUUAUGAACUCAUCAAUUAGUAAGUUGAUUCAUUUUUUUCAUCUAAUGUUGUAUCAUCAAUGUCCAAAUAACCUUAUCACUUCACAAAUUUUGGGUGCUAUCUAUUUAGAUUAGAUAGUAUUUAAGUUAAAGAACUGGUUACUAUGCCAAAACUAGGUCAAUUUCUUGCUUAGGUUGGUUCAAUUGUUUAAUUAAUAUUUAUGCUAAAAUAUAUAGCUUUAUAUUAUAACAAUAAGCUUCUCGAGAAUUAAUUACUUCAUGAAAUCAUUACAAUGUAUUAUCCUGAAUUAAAAAACGUAAAACUUACUAUAUUUAAUAAAUUGGAAAUCAAAGAGAGUAUUGAAAAUAAACUCAAAUGCUCGAUUGGGGAUUUUAGGCUUAAAUAUAACUUUUUAUUAGAAAGGGCAAAGGAGAAAUGUCGGUUUAAUAAUAUACUGUAUGAGAUUUCGAGGAUUUAAUUUAUCAUUUAGUAGCGGUUUGGAGAUUCAGUCUUAUAAUAGAGUCAUUCGUUGGGAGGAAAACUGUAAAACAAUUAUAAUGAAUUUUAAAAUUGCAAAGAAACAAACAGAUUAGCAAUAAAACCAGAAAAUUCUAUUGAUUUAGAGAAUAACUAUAAUGUAUUAGAUCCAUUGGAAAUAUUAUCAAAAUAACCCUGA
Molecule: messenger RNA, 732 nt
Organism: Paramecium tetraurelia
Lineage: Eukaryota; Ciliophora; Oligohymenophorea; Peniculida; Parameciidae
Exons: 1
Biological process (GO): centrosome duplication
Molecular function (GO): zinc ion binding
Source: RefSeq, a predicted model, not a curated record